GUCACAUCGAUAGUUUUAUGUCGCCUUUAGCGGAUACUGACAUUCACGAGUGGACGUCGCAGAUGGUUAUAUAUGAUUUUUUUUCGCCGCGCCAGCUGUUUCUUACUUAUAAACAAGAGCGGCGACAGCUAAGCACUAACGCGCAAUCUGGUCAAUAAACGGUUUUUCACAAAAGCAUUUAUCUCUGCUAUGCGCUAGGCCCGUCCCGCGCGCGUUUCUUUUUAUUCGACGGCGCGACUAACGCAAAUGAUGACUAACACACUAAGCUGUGUGAAAAGAAGAUCAAAUUUCGUAAACGCCAUUGUUUGAGCACGUUAAAUAAGUAAAUAACUAUGUCGGACACUGAUUGGAAUUUUGCAUGGAACUGGACACAUUUCUGCCCAACGGGUCUGAAGCCGUUUGCCAACGAUACGAACGAUCUGUUGCCCUGCUUCCAGAAAACACUGCUGCAGUUGCCCGUCUACACAAUUUUUGCAGUCAUAUCCGCCUACAAUUUUGGCAACCAUACGCAUCAGAUAAUACGCAAUGGGCUUCAGAUGCAAAUGCUUACAUUGCGUAUAUUGUUCAGUCUUAUUUUGGCCAUAUUACCUGUAUCAAAGAUAUUCGUAUUCCAUCGAGCAGGCGUCGACUUGUAUGCCGUCGAUAUAUUAGUUGUCAGCGCCGAGUGCAUCAUGUGGGUAGUUCACUGUGGUUAUCUGUUGACUGCUCGGCACUAUGGUAAGCUGAGUCACCGUGGUCCUUUGUUGAUGAAUGUCUUUUGGCUGACGGUCGUUGUGCUCGAUGGCGUUUGGUUGCGCACGAGCCGUCAUUUCGAGUGGUGGCCAUGGAGUCUGGCCACGUUACUGUGCGAUUUGUGCUAUGCCGCCACAAUGGUGCCGAAGGGUAAUGCCAUUUACUGUGCCCCACCUGCCGGCAGUCGAGAUCGCGAGCAGGAAGCGUUGUUGUCCAAUCGCUAUACCUAUUUCCAUUUUGAGUUAAAUGAGGCGCUGCUCGGCCACGCCCAGGAUGAGGCUAAUUGGCUGUCGCGUUUCGUUUUCCACUGGGUGCAGCCGCUCAUAGGCAAAGGCGUUGCCGGCAAACUACGUCGCAUCGAGGACUUGUUCGAUCUGCCCGACGCGCUAAACAUUACACGGCUCAGUGAACGACUGCAUCUGGCCUUGUCGCAGACACAGAGCGUCUUUCGUGCGCUGCACAAGUGUUUCGGUUUCGAGUUCUACUUGAUUGGAUUGUUGCGUCUGGUAGCGGAUAUCUCCAGCUUUGCCGGACCGUUGCUACUGGGCGGACUGUUGCGACAGGAUGGAUCAGAGGCGGAUCAGAAAGCUUAUUACUAUGCCUUGGGCCUGUUCGGGAGCACCUUGUUGUCGGCGCUGUGCGGCUGUCACUUUGAUUGGCGCAUGGCCAUGGUCAGCAUGAAGAUGCGCGUGGGCGUGGUCAAUAGCAUCUAUCGCAAAGCGCUGGAGGCACGGGGUGUACGCGAAUCCCGUCCAGAUAUGUUGAACUUAAUGUCCACGGAUGCCGAUCGCAUUGUCAACUCCUGCAUCAGCUUCCACUUCUUUUGGAGCAUACCGUUCAAGCUGUUCACCACUCUCUAUCUGCUUUAUUUACAACUAGGCGCUGCCUUCUUGGCUGGCGUCAUCUUUGCCGCUCUGCUUAUACCCAUCAAUCGCUGGCUAGCCAAACGCAUUGGUAUAUAUUCCACAGGCCUAAUGACGGCCAAGGAUGCACGACUGUCAGCUACGACGGAAACCAUGCAAGGCGCCAAGCAAAUCAAGACCAAUGCCUGGGAGCCAAUAUUUAUUACGAAAAUCCGUUCACUGCGUACCGAGGAACUACGAUUUUUGUCCAAGCGCAAAUAUUUAGAUGCAAUGUGCGUUUACUUCUGGGCAACUACACCAGUGCUGAUGUGCCUGCUCACUUUUGGGGUCUCUGUGCUGCUCGGCAACCCACUGAUUGCGUCGACGACCUACACGAGUGUUGCUCUGCUCUACAUGCUGAUUGGACCAUUGAACGCCUUUCCCUGGGUGCUUAAUGGACUGAUCGAGGCAUGGGUAUCCCUACGGCGAGUUCAGCAGUUGAUGGAUGUGCCCAAUUUGGAUUACUCCAGCUAUUAUAAUCCCAUUAUGCGUACAACUGCAAUUGGAGAUUCUACGCCCAGUGUGCUGAAAUUAAAAGACGCACAUUUUGUGCAUGAUGCAGAGCACAGCGAGACGGACAGCGAGACAACCAUUUCCCAGUUUCGACUCAGUGACAUCAAUUUGGACGUCAAAGCGGGUCAACUAAUCUGUAUUGAGGGCCCAGUGGGCGGAGGUAAGAGCAGCCUGCUCACUGCCAUCAUUGCCGGACUGCAAUGCGUAAAUGGCGAAGUGUGCAUCCAAGACUUAAGCAACGGCUUUGGCUAUGUGCCUCAAUCACCUUGGUUGCAACGUGCCACCAUUCGCGACAACAUCGUCUGGGGCAGCAAUUUCGAUGAGCAGUGGUACAAGCAGGUGCUGCACGCUUGUGCCCUAAACGAAGAUAUACGAACGCUGGGCGGCGAUCUGAUAGGUGUGGGCGAGAAUGGACGGACGCUGUCAGGCGGCCAGAGAGCACGAGUUGCCUUGGCCAGAGCUGUGUACCAGGAUAAAAAGAUUUAUCUGUUGGACGACGUUCUCUCCUCCUUGGACGCUCACGUGGCCAAGCACAUAAUACGGCACUGUCUGUUGGGUCUGCUGAAGCAGAAGACGCGCAUUGUGGUGACGCGGAGCACGCAACUGUUCUUCCAUGCCAAUCAGAUACUUCAUGUUGAGGAUGGACAAUUGCGACCCAGUGACUAUAUGACGGAGAGCAUUGAUCUGAGCGAGGAGGAAGAGGAGGAGGACGAGGAGGCCAAUAAAUUGCUGUGUCGCUCUUCCAUGGCGCUGGCUAAUGUGACAGCAGAGGAGGAUAAACAUAGUGUGGACAGCCUAUUGCUGGAGGAAUCACGUGAAUACGGACACUUAUCGGGCAAUGUGUUCUCGUGCUAUUGGAAAGCCGUGUCCGCUCCACUGGCGUUGACUGUGCUACUGUUUGUGCUGCUCAUGCAGCUGACACGAAACCUGAGCGAUGCCUGGCUGGCGCACUGGGUCACCGAGACGACACUGGAUGGCCAUACGAACGAUACGACGCUGCAACAUCAGCUGAUACGACCCGGCGCAUCUGGCAAUGACAGCGCUGCUGCGCACACAACGGGUUUCUAUUUGGGCAUAUUCACUGCGAUUGCUGUGACCAAUUCGUUGGUCACCCUAGCGCGAGCCUUUCUCUUUGCCUAUGCUGGCAUCAAGGCGGCCAUUUAUAUACACGAGCAGCUUUUGAAGCGCGUCAUGUUUGCCAAGUUCAAUUUCUUUGAUAUCACCUCUGUGGGCCGAAUACUCAAUCGCUUCUCCUCGGACAUCAAUACGGUGGAUGACUCGCUGCCCUUCAUCCUGAACAUACUGCUAGCCCAGCUGGCGGGUUUGGUGGGCGCUUUGUGUGUCAGCCUUUAUGCCAUGCCGUGGCUGGUACUGGUUGUCGUACCCAUGGUGCCGAUCUAUUUGAAUCUACAGCGACGCUAUCGGCAUGCCUCUCGAGACAUUAAACGGCUGUCCAGUAAUGCCAUGUCCCCGCUCUAUACGCACUUUACGGAGACGCUGCAGGGGCUGACCACAAUACGCAGCAUGCGCGCCAGUGCACGGUUUCAGCGCGAUUUCCAAGGAAAGCUGGAGGAGAGCACCAAGGCGCAAUUGUCUUCAGCAGCUGCCCAACAGUGGCUGGCUUUGCGUCUUCAAAUGCUGGGCGCUCUGCUCGUGGGCGGCGCUGGUCUCAUAGCGGCUAUAACGGCUUCGCAUACUAUAAAUCCUGGGUUGGUGGGUCUGUGUAUCUCGUAUGCUUUGUCCAUAACCGGACAGCUGGGCGAUCUAUUGCACGCCGUUGCCGAAACGGAACAGGAGCUGGUUGCCGUGGAGCGUGUGGAUCAGUAUUUGCAACUGGAACCCGAGCAGAAUGCCGAGGGCAAUGCCGAUCCCCCAUUUGGCUGGCCCACCCAGGGUGUGCUUAGCUUCCAGAAUGUACAGCUCAGUUAUAGGGAGCAUCUGUCGCCAGCUCUGCGGGACAUUAGCUUCAAAACGGAGGCGUUCGAACGCAUUGGCAUCGUGGGUCGCACUGGAGCUGGCAAGAGCUCUGUGCUGGCUGCAUUGUUGCGUGUUGCACCACUUAGCCACGGUGAUAUCUAUUUGGAUCAGAUGAAUCUGAAGACUGUGGCAUUGAGUGUGCUGCGUGAACGCAUUGGCGUGAUAACACAGGAACCCUUCCUCUUUGAAGGAACUGUGCGCGAGAAUCUGGAUCCUAGUCACAGGUAUUACGACUCCGAGAUUUGGCAUGCCAUCAAGAACUCGGCAGCCGCUACGUUGCUCGUCCAACAGCUGGGUGGCCUCGAUGGCCAUGUCGACCGUGGCGGCAAUAACCUAUCCGCCGGACAGCGUCAACUGCUAUGCCUGGCACGUGCUUUGCUCAAGAAUGCGAAGGUCGUGUGUAUCGAUGAGGGCACCUCGUCUCUGGACGACGAAUCAGAUCUGUGCAUGCAACAGGCGUUGCGAAAUGCAUUCAAGAGCUGUACCCUGAUCUUUAUAGCGCAUCGUUUGCGUGGCCUGCAGGCCAUGGAUCGCAUCCUAGUACUGGACGAUGGGCGCAUCAGUGAGCAGGGCAAGCCGCACGAGCUGGCGGCUAAUCGCAGUUCGCUAUUCCACAGCAUGCUCCUGGCGCAGGACAUUAGUUUGCAGGACUUUGUGAAAAUCGAUUGACUAUAAGAGAUAUGUUUAUUUAUAGUCUUUAAAUAGUAUUUAAAACAAUAAUUUUAAUAUUGAUUGUAUAUGUAGGUUUUAUUAUAUUAUACCAAAUAUAAUACAUGAGAGUUUUAUGUGACAGAUCAGUUACAAAAUUAAUAACUAUUGGCUAUAUGGCUACAUAUAUGUAUGUAUAUAUAUAUAGCUUGCCUGUACUGGAUCUCAUGUUUUUGCAUUCUGGGUUAGAGUUGGGUUCACAUGCUAAUUUCUUAGUUUUUUUUUUAUAAAUGUGUCAAAAAAUACUUUCAAAAAUAUUCGUAAAAAGGUAUCUAAGCAAUUUUUUUGUUCAAAAAUUGUAAGCUGUCUCGUUUCCGUUUUUGUUUUGCAUUAUUUAUCUAUAAAAAUUGUAUGAAUUUACUAGCACUUUCUUAGAAAAUGUUUACUCUUUCCUUCGUUUUAUGAAACUUUUAGCUUGCUUAAGAAAUUGGAGAAUUUGAAAUUGUAACCAUUAAAGCCAAACUGAUAUCGGAACAAUGAUUAUACUCCACAGA
Molecule: messenger RNA, 5326 nt
Organism: Drosophila navojoa
Lineage: Eukaryota; Metazoa; Arthropoda; Insecta; Diptera; Drosophilidae
Product: ATP-binding cassette sub-family C member 10
Biological process (GO): transmembrane transport
Cellular component (GO): membrane
Molecular function (GO): ABC-type transporter activity; ATP binding; ATP hydrolysis activity
Source: RefSeq, a predicted model, not a curated record